Molecule: messenger RNA, 2307 nt
Organism: Meira miltonrushii
Lineage: Eukaryota; Fungi; Basidiomycota; Exobasidiomycetes; Exobasidiales; Brachybasidiaceae
Product: RNA polymerase I-specific transcription initiation factor RRN3
Exons: 2
Coding region: 1-2307 (768 amino acids)
Biological process (GO): transcription initiation at RNA polymerase I promoter
Cellular component (GO): nucleus
Molecular function (GO): RNA polymerase I general transcription initiation factor activity; RNA polymerase I core binding
Source: RefSeq, a predicted model, not a curated record
AUGGGUUCAGAUUCACCAAGUGAAAGCGAUAAACGAGGAUUCUACUUUGACUACGUAAAGAAAGCUUUGGCAGACAAGAUGCGUGGUCAAGAUAAGGAAUAUCUUGAAUUAGUUGCCCAAUUUAAUCUUCCAUCGCAAACGUCAACGACUUCUGCACCACCUCCGAUCGGUCUGCUGCAGAUGCUCUUACACGCACUGACAGGAGUUGCAAGCAAAUUGGAUCGCAGAAAUCAUCACGCUCUUGUCAAUGCGAUCUUGACUUUACCUUGGGCUACAAUGGGCGGAGAUAUAUUUGCUCGAACCUGGAUUCGUUUCGUUUGCACACUCUGCAGUGGUCGCAGCGAAUGGGUCUCAGAAGUAUUGGCUCGCGCGAUCAAGGGCUUCAGUUAUCGAUCCGAUUGGCGAUCGAUGUCUUAUGCGCCAGCAGCAUCAAGCUCAUCCUCCAAACCUACCCGGCGACUGAUCUAUGGUCGGAUUCACACGCUUUUACGCUCGCUGUUAUCUCUGAUUCCAACUUUGCCAUCUCAACUUGCUCCUCUUAUCCAACGUCACUUUCCUCACAAAGCUGACGGGAUUCGUGAACAUGUGGUGUUUGUGCAAAACAUGUUUGAAAUUUGCGAGUACGCCGAUGAUUUGCGACCAAAUAUCCUGGAACUCGUCAUCGGUCGAAGUGUGGAGAUUGAUGUGGAAAUCCAAAUCGAACUUGAUGAAUUAGAGGAAGCGGAAGCAGAUCUAGAAGACGCGGAUCUUGACGGUAUUCAAGAAUCAAAUCUCAUUUCAGAUGGAGAUCUUCUGGACAAACCUCUGGAUGCAGACAGCGAUUCAGACGAUGAGGGUGAUGACUCUGAAGACGAUGCUGCAGGCUUGGAUGAUCUUGAUUCGGAUGGAGAUGAUGAUCUAGACGAAUUGCGCAACGGCAAAGUCUUACCUGAGCGUGAGAGAAUCAAGCAAGUGCGAUCAUUAGCAGAGAAGUUGGAUGCAAUGAUGUCCACCUUAUUUCGAAACAUGGAAACUAUGGACAGACGCUACUCAAACGCCAGUAAAGGUAUUGGUGGAACGUACGAUCUCAGUCCAGCCCGAGCGAUCGCCCUUCGAAAUGAACAAUUUGGCAAUCUGUUACGCAUCUUUGAACGGACUUUAUUGCCCACCUUCAAAUCAAGACAUGUCCAAUUCUUAUUGUUCUGGUGUGCAUCAUUGGAGAGAAGCUACAGCGAAACAUUCAUUGGAAUGCUCCUAAACAAAGCUAUUUACACGAAUAGUGGCGACGAGUUCGACUCGCAAACCGGAUGGAGGAUCAAGGAAGGUAGCCCUGUGGUCAUGCGAAUUGCCGCUGCUUCUUAUGUUGCCAGUCUUGUUGCAAGGGCAAAGUUUGUCGAUGCCGAAGACGCUCGAAUUAUCAUGUUGAAUUUGUGUGCAUUUUUGGACGCUCACAUGGACGCAUAUUCGCAAGGCUUAUUGGCUUCACAGAGCCCGAUUGGCCUAGAACUGGAAGCAUUGAAUGGACCUCAUGCGAUGUUCUAUGCGGUUGCUCAAGCAUGCUUUUAUAUCUUUUGCUUCCGUUGGCGAGACCUGCAUUCGACUGAUGAUGCAGCAGAGCAAGACGAAGACGCUUCUGAGGAUGAUGACGAAGCAAACGAAUAUGGAAAUAAAGAAGAUGUGGACGGAUCAGGCAGAGUUCGCUGGUGCAAUGGAAUCGAUUCGAUCAAGCGUGCAAUCUUGAGUCAAUUUAACCCCUUGGCUCAUUGUAGUGCUACAGUCGUGAAGCAAUUUGCAAGUGUGGCACAACUGACUGGAUUUAUGUAUUGCUGGAAUAUUAUCGAACGUAACAGUCGAUCGUCAAGCAAAAAGCACGAUGGAGGUUCAACGCCCACACUGUCGCGCACCAACAGUAUGACAUCCCUCCAUUCUCCUGCUCCUGCCCGUUCCAAUAGCACUUCUACUGUCACGACCACAAUGAUCUCAGCACCUGGAGCGCAAGACCAGUCGACGGCACAGUCAACAUUUACUCCGCCAACCUCAACAAAUAAUGACAUCGACUCAUUCUUCCCUUUUGAUCCUUAUCGUUUGCGCAGUUCUACCAAAUGGGUCGAGCCAUUAUAUCGUGAAUGGGCAGAUGUGGCGCCUGAAGGCAUGAUUGACGAAAGCGAAACUGAAGACGAUGAAGAAGAUGAUGAUGAUGAAAAGCUUAAUGACGAUGCAGAUAGCGCUAGCAGUGGACAAAGCUAUGGCGCAAGUGUUUCUACCGAUGAUUCCAGUUCUGUAGCACGAUCAUUGGAAGCAAUGAGUAUUUCACCUAGAUUCGUCUAA